AUGCCUACAAUCCUGAAGUUCCGAUGGUAUGACUUUACGGCAGCAACAGAAGAGAGCGAGUUCUCCGACCUGACGAUGGUCUGCAAGUUCCUGAACAGCGAAGCAGACAAAUGUGGAGCCUUCGCGACCUCAGAAGAGAAGAGCGGGUUCAGAAGAACUCAUCGACAAGUGACGCAUUCUACGAGGGAAAAGGACUUUAAAGAAAAAGAUACAAGACAGUCAACAGAAAAGACUUAUCCUAUGUGCCAAGCUGGACACUUCAUCGUCGACUGCCAGAAGUUUCAGAAGACGUCAGUGCGAGAUCGAUGGGCAACAGUAAAGAAAAGUCACGUUUGCUUCAAAUGUCUUCAAGGAAAACAUCGAAAGGAGAGCUGCAAGAAACCACCAUGUAAGGAAUGCAAGAGGUGGCAUCAUCAUUUGCUGCACGUCGAAUCAGAAAAUAGGACCUCGGGAGAGAAGAAGGCGGAAACACAAGAAGAAGUAACAAGCGUCAUGACAUCAGUGAAUGCAGUCAACAACGCAAGGGCAUAUCUGAAGAUAGUUCCAGUAGAAGUCUUCGGGCCAAAAGGAUCCAAAAGAAUAUUGGCCCUCAUGGAUGAAGGGUCGACAGUGUCGCUUAUUGAUGCAAAGGUGGCAGAAGAAGUCGGCGCUCAAGGCAACAAAGAGGAGCUGGUCAUCGAGACAGUAGGAGGCAGACUCCAGCAUCGUACUUUCCUGGAUAAAAAGAGACCCGAGAACCUUCUCUUCAUGGAAGAGGCUUUGGCGAGCCACAGCGAGGGUACUGCAGUUCUUACAACUCUGCAGAAAAAGGAAGAAGGUCAACGUCUGCAAAAAUGA
This is a messenger RNA of Parnassius apollo (apollo), 837 nucleotides long. The record is from the annotation of a GenBank genome assembly. Lineage: Eukaryota; Metazoa; Arthropoda; Insecta; Lepidoptera; Papilionidae.